GACUAUCCGGGGGGCCUGUGAGAGUGAGAACGCGGAAGAGUGGAAGUGGGAAAUUCAGCCUUAGCAUCCUUUGUUUACCUUCAUGACUGAACCUUGAAAUUUGGUUGCUUCAACAACCACAACCGCGACACUGCGUCGUCGGCUCAACCUAAGCGCACAUAGUGUUAUCGACAAAAUAUUGUUAAGCCGAAUCUGCAACCGUGCUGCGCCACGUUGAGCCUGAAGAGGGCGAUGUCUGACAGCAGCAACAGCACAGGUAGCAGUGCGUCCUCGACCAACAGCUGGACCCUCCUCUCCCCCGAGGAAGCUGCUGUUGAGAAUGUCGGGACUGUGGACGAUGGCACUGAGAGCUUGGGUGAUGUCCCCAGUCUCUCUGAGGAGGUGGCAGGAGCUGCUGGGGAGUUAAGACCAAUUGACAUUACCAUAGAAACUGUCCUGUCUGAGGAAGGUCAUCAGGUGUGUCAAGAGACUUCUCCAGAGUCCAGUGAGGGUCCCAUCCCUUCUAGUCCAUCUCGGUUGAGUCCUCUGCCACACAACCCCCUCGACCCUGCAGACCUCGACUUGGAGAGUCAGCCUCCAAUCAUCCAUGAUAUCGACACCAGCUCACCCAGUGAUAACGAGAACCUCGGAGCCAUACCCUUUCUCACCAGCAUGGAUUUGGAUAUUCCGCUUAAUAUUCCUGCUGCUGAAUUCCACCUAUCUGAGUUUGAGGAGUCCUGCUCUGCGUCUCUCAUGACCGACACUCCUGUCUCUACAACAUCAGUUUUUGACACACCUGCUGAUGUAUGUCAGAUUCACGUGAGCCCUGCUGACGAGAGUCCAAUCUUCACAGAUGAACCUGAGGUUAACAUCACCACAGAGACCAUCACAGCCAUUGAUGCUCCCUCUCAUGUUGACGCAGACGUCAGCUUUGCUCCAGAAAAAACACAUCUGCCAAACCCAGUUUCAGAGAGCCUGUUGACAGAAGAACCCACUGAAGAAACUCCUGCACCAGAGACUGUUCGUGCACUCGAGCAAGAGGAGGAGGAGGAGGUGGUGGAGGAGGAGGAGGGGGAGACAGAGGAGCAGGAUGAGGCAGCAAUGGAAAAGGAGGCAACCGACACAUGGGACACAGAAAACCAGGAUGAGAGACAGGAAGAAGAAGAAGAAGAAGAUGAGCCGUCAACUAGUUUGGAUUCCAGAGACACCAGUGGCUUCGAUGACGGACUGAGGAGAAGAAAUGUCCCCUACUUUGACGCUCCAAGACCAAGAACCUCAGAUGAGGAGGAUGAGGAAGAGGAAGUGGAGUUUAAGGUGGCUGAGAAGAAAGAAAAGCCAUGGUUCUCACUGAACAAAUGCAUUGUGGGAGCUCUGGUGCUGCUCUUUUUAGGUUCCCUCUUCCUGUCAGGUAUCCUGUCUGACCUGGAUUAUGGUGACUUUGACACCUCUGAACUGAGUAAUGGAGAACAAAGCCAGGACUGGCUUAGUCAUGAUCCACAGGAUAUGAAAGACUUAUUGGAUAAACUGACUCAGGAAAACCAACACAUUGCUCUGCUGGAGGCUCAACUAAAGUCCCAGAAAGAAGAACUCGAUUCAGCUCUGAAGACCGUAACUGAAAGUGGUGAUGAAAACAGAAAAUCUGAUAUAGAAAAAGAAAAUGCAAAGUUGAAGGAGGAGUUGUCAAUUCUGCCUGAACUGAGGAAAGAGUUGGAGACUCUGAGGGCAAGAGUGACCGAACUCAACCAGCUCACAGCUGAUCAAAACAUCCCUCCAGUUACUCCAGGUUCAUCCCCUCAGUCCAGGGACAAAGAUGGUCAGAGUACCCAAAAAGUUGGACCUGAGAGGAAAAAGGAAACAGAUGAGGGAAGCAGCCUGAAGCAUGAACUCCAGAGACAGAAGGUUCUUUUGGAGGAGAGCAGAAAGAGGCUGGAGGGGAUGAAAAAAGAUGGAGGCAGCCGAAAACAAGUGAGGGAUAGUUUGGAGGGGAUCCAGCAAAGGCUGUCUGAACAAGUGGAGAGAUGGGGCAAAAAGAAGCCACAGGAUUUCAAAUGGAAAGGCACCAAAGGCAAAAACACUGAGCGGGACCACUGGAAGAAAGACGAGAAGAAAGAGUGGAAGCACAGCAAAGAGGGAGGGUGGAAGGACAAGGAGGAGAAGGAGAGGAAGCCUCAGAAGCAAAACUCGCACAAAGAGGCGUGGAGGAAACACCAGGACGAGUGGGAGAGGAAGAAGGAUGAGCGCAGAGUGGACAGAGAGGAGAGGAGGAAGGAGAAACCAUGGCACAACCAGCCUAGUGAAAGCUCUCACCAUCACCAGCACCAGCACAAGCACAAGCAUCAGCAGCCCCGCCGCACUCUUCACCACAACCACAACGAUUUCUGGGGAGACCAGGAGAAGAAGCUCCGGCGAAACUUCCGCCCCCCAGUGGGCUGCAGCUCCGUAGACGACUGCGCGAGCAAGGAAGGGCUGUACGCAGUGGAGCUGUCCGAGUUCGAGGAGCUGCUGGAGGGCUACCUGAGCAAGCUUGAAGGGUCUUCACCCGAGAACAAGGACAAGAUCCGAAAGCUGACUGCAGAGUUCUUUGAGGGCGGCGUGUUUAUCCACGACAGAGUUCCUUUCAGCGACUUUGCUGAGGACGUAGCUGACAUUCUGGAGGACAUGGCGGAUGUUUUAGAGGGCAAUGGGCAAAAGGACAGUGACUCCCUGGAGGAGGAGAUGGAGGAGUUUGAACGAGAAGCCCUCUGGAAGUUUGCAGCCACAGCUUAAAAAGAGACAUACUGGGAAGGGAGUACAAUACAACACUAAGACAUGGGACAUGCGGUGGUUUUCUAGGACUUCUCUUGCUUAGCCUCUUCUCUUCAGAGCUGUGAUUGUAGUAACUUCUGGUACAGAGAGCUUGUGCCUCUCAUAAAUGUGACCCUCCGAGUCUAUAAUUGUAAGCUUGUACUUGUCAUUCUGGACUUAGUUGUCAUUAGCUACCUCUGUCAGGUCUUGUGUCCUAAUGCAAAGUUCCUCAGUAAUGUGUUGUGUGGAUUUCCCUCUGCUUUAUAGUGUUUGCAUGUUGGAGUUCAUGGUGUAAAAAUCAAACUGAUAAUAUACAGGUUACACACAAAUGGGGUCAUAUGGAGAUAGUAUUUGCAAAUAAUGAUUUCAUUGGGUUAAAAUAGUGGACAUUUUGUUUAAUAAGUUGAAAGACAUGCAAAUUUGGUACUUCUUUUUUCCUCCUCCUCCUCCUCCUCCUCCUCCUUCCUUGUUUGGGAAUACAGCCUGCCUUUACUGCAAACAGGUCAAAACAAAAGCUUAGAGGAGUUUUUGCAGAUACUAUCCCACCUCGUUUUGGGUGUAACUGUUUGAUCCCAGAGGAUCACAAAUGAGAUCAAGUCAGACCAGUUUUGUGGCAGCCGCUCCCGAGGCAGAGCGCAUCGUUUCAGAGCCCCAAGUGUUUGACUUCUACGUUUUAAUGCUCAACUCCCAACUGCCGGUUGACAGCAGAUGGGUGGAAAAAACACGAACCACUUUGUGCAACUGCUAAAAAAAAACAAAAAACAAAGAAAGAAAGCAACAGGACAGCCUGAUUUAUUUAUGAACAGCCAUAUUAAUUACUGCUAAACCACUUUAGCACUUUUCUCAAAUAUUCACGUUUACUGCCGUUUUAUUUCCUCAUGAUUUCAUUUCUAUUUAGUUCCUUUCAUAUUUUGUAAAGUAGCCAUGGGGACGUCCAUCACAUGGUCUGCAUAUACUGACUUGAGUCAUUUAAUUAAUCCAAAUGAGAUGAGAUCAUUUCCAUUUAGUAAGGUGAUGCAAAUUCAAGUUAUUCUUUACAGAAAGAAGAAAGAAAGAGCUGCUAUAUUUUAAUUUUUUCUGAGCUGAAUAAGAGCAGCAAAAAAUCAAGAAUGGUGCAAAAUAAUAUCUAUAGCAUGCAGCGUUACAUUUUAGUGGAAGUAUAAUAAUUAGGUUCAUUUCUCCUUUUUUUUUAAUCUUAAUCUUGAAAAUAUCCCACCUUCGGUGAAUGUGAAUGUGAAGUUGAAAUCGACAUGUUGCGAUUGUUGUUCUUUUCAGUGAUUGACAGAAGCUAUGACGUGUUAAAUGUUUAUUUAAGCUGUACAAUGACACUGCAACUCAUUUCCUUUUUCUGUAACUAGAAGAACCAGCCUCGGUUGCAGACCAUAAAACAAUAAUACGUGUGGAAGAGGUGAUGUUUUCCGAUAGCUUUCAGUUAAAGUUUGCCAGCUACUGCAUAUGUGCCUUUAUUACAACAAACAUCUUCGAGUGAAGACGUUGUUUUAGUUUCAUUUGCUUGUGCAAAGGGAGAAGCAAAGUGUGCGAGUCGUACUGUGGUUGUGUGGCAGAGUAUGAAUGUUUAAAGAUGUGUGGAACAGAUUUUGCUGUUUCUACAGGGGAACUUUUUUGUGUGACAAGACCAAAGGGAUCAAAAGAAGGUUUGACUGGAACAGACGAAUCCUGAAACACAUUUAUGAAUCAAUAUUUGAGACAUCUUUGUCUUUUUGGGACGACAGCAGGACUCUGCAUUUACUUAUAUUGUGCUUCAGAUGUGCAUGCCAUCGAUCCCUGGACAAAUGUAUUGAUACAUUUGGAUGGUUUCUGUUUUUUCCCCUUCAUCAAUUAUAUCCUCUUUUAGGAAGUCAGUGUUAAGUUCAAUAAAGACUUUGCUCUCA
This is a messenger RNA of Solea solea (common sole), 4655 nucleotides long. It is a transcript of the gene pbxip1a, whose product is annotated as pre-B-cell leukemia homeobox interacting protein 1a. The record is from RefSeq and is a predicted model, not a curated record. The coding region runs from base 232 to 2745 and encodes 837 amino acids. The transcript has 11 exons. NCBI's taxonomy places the organism in Eukaryota, Metazoa, Chordata, Actinopteri, Pleuronectiformes, Soleidae.